GGAAAGACACACAAAGUGAUAAAAAUGUUAUCGACAAUACGUAUUGCAUAUGGUGGUUUUAGAUUUGUAUUGAACGCAGCUUGAUUGCUUGCUUUACUCCAGCCCAGUUUCUUCCAUACAGAUUCGCGUCACCCAUACAACUGUUCAAUAAGAUUUUAAUGAGAUAGUUUGUCCUAUUGACGGGUUGUACGAUUGAACUAGUGAGGCAAUCAUGCUUUCGUGCAUAGAUUUAAUCCGUUCACAGUAUACCCCUUCAGUAUACCUCUCUAAGAUUUAAAUAUUGUUUACGACAUUGGUUUACAUUUUUUUUUUUUGGCUUCUUCAUUGGAAAUGUUGAACUUUUAAUUCCUCCUAAGCGGCAAAGGGAAUAGCCACGCUUUUCUUCGACGGAGUUACACCGGAUUAUUACAGAGACGUCUCCAGGCAAAUUAAGAUUACUUUACUUUUAGGAAACUUCUACUGCAGUUUUUUUUUUACGAUGCUCGAGGAGUGGUGAAGUUUCCUUUUUUUUAAGUGUCAUAAUCGAAUUUUAUGUUUUUAAAAGUGGUUUUAAAAGAGGUAAAAAUGACUCGGUGACACAAUCAAGUGCCAAAGUUGCCAAAUUUCCAAAAGCCGCAGCAAAUUCUGAGGAUAUAUAGACUUAAUAUCAGUGUAACACUCAAAGGACAUAAUCAUCGCGGAGACAGGUGAAACUGGAGAAAGGUGAGACCGGAGACAGGUGAAACUGUGCGGAGACAGGUGAAACUGAACUACAUUUUGGAAGGAAACAUUUAACGUUUUCACCAUGCAUACGAUGUAUGAAAAGGUGGUGUCGGUGAUUGAGAAGCCAGUGGAGGAACGGACGGACAUCGAAUGUACGGAUCUGAUCUCUUGGUUCCGUAACAAAUCCUCCCUAUUCCGAUCUCUUAAAGCAGAAAUAAUCAAAGACGUUAUACGACAUUGUAUUUUUGAGAGACCUAAGAAGGAUGACGUCAUUAUCAAGCAAGGGGACAAUGGAGACAGGUUAUAUAUCAUUCUUCGCGGGAAAAUGUCAAUUCAUGUUUUACAAGACAAAGAAAACGACCAAGAAAUUAGGCAAGCAAUAGAGAAAGCUGUAUCAAAGGGUAAACUGGACAGGGCAGCAUUAGGGCAACAUGUGUGGACGUCAGGUGAGGGCAACACGGUAGGCGAGAUCGCUCUCAUUAAAGAGGAUUGCGUGAGAACGGCAAGUGUCGUUGUGGAUGAAGACACGGACUUGAUGGUCGUGGAUAGGAUGCUUUACAACAGAUCAGUCCGCGACGUUCUAGAGAAAGAGUUCCACGACAAAACUGUCUUUGUGGAUACGAAUCCUCUAUUUUCAUAUUGGUCUCCCAAAAUGAAGAAAUCUCUAGCAAUUUCUUUGAAAAGAGAAAUUCACUUCUAUGGAAGCCCGAUUGUGCGACAAGGUCAACCUGUGGAAAAUCUGUAUAUAAUUACAGAAGGAGAAGUUGAGAUUUUGAUCGACCAGGGUGGGUACAAAGAACAGUAUCCAGAAAUUUGGACGGAAAUGAAACGUUUACUACCGGAACUCCUACCUCCGAGACGAAGGGUUUCAGUAGGAAGACAAAGAGAAAUCCCUGUCAAUAUCACGCCUUCUGAAUCUCUGCGUCAGAAAAAGAUGUCACAUAAACAUUUUCAAAUGUGUCUUCUGGGUGGAAAUGAGAUAAUCGGUGCGACGGAGACGUUACUGGGAUUGAAAUCAUACAUGGAAAAUGCAAACGUCACACGGCGGACCGAAUUAUUAUCGCUUAGUAAAGGAAAUUACCAACGUUUGUUCAUGAAGAAGUCGGCAAAUCGGAGUAUAGACUUACUAAAAAGUGUAAUGGUGUCUCGAUUGUAUCUCUAUAUACACAGGACUCAGUUGUCCCUCCACAAUGCUUCCUUGCUUAAGUACUUUACCCUCAAACUCAGGGAUCCCGAGUCACUGAAACAGUUGCGAUCACGUAAUGGAAGAAAAUCUAGAGGCAAACAGGAGAAGAAUAAGGAGUAUUUUUAUGGGGCCUUCAACUCGCGGAGUUAUGACAAGGAUGAAGAAAACAUCCGAAGCUUUCUGAAAACAAUGGGAGUGUACUACAUUACCGACAAUUCUCUACCAGAGUUAGAAACCAGCACGCGAGUUUUGGCGGACUUAAAUGCUCACUUAUCGGAUUGGUUGAAGCGUACACGGAAAAGCGACAAACCAGAAUUCAGAGAAGUUUUAUCACCCGAGGGACAAAAGUAUAAAAGAUACCGCCUUGAGUUUUAAAAGGUAUGCAAACGUGGAUACACGAUGGGGCAAUGACUCAACCACCGAGACUGGAUACCUUUGUGAGAACCAAAACAGUCAUUUGAUAAACAUUCCACAGGACUUUACACACCGAAUAAGACCGACAUAAUUUAAUUGACCGGAAUAUAUUCUUCAGAUACUGCAAAAUUCUUCAAAUACUCGGGAAUUAUCAGUACAAUGCAAUAUAUUAAUUCAAAAAAAUGA
Ostrea edulis (European flat oyster) is the source of this 2488-nucleotide messenger RNA. RefSeq lists its product as uncharacterized. The coding region runs from base 785 to 2263 and encodes 492 amino acids. Lineage: Eukaryota; Metazoa; Mollusca; Bivalvia; Ostreida; Ostreidae. The transcript has 10 exons. The record is from RefSeq and is a predicted model, not a curated record.